Molecule: messenger RNA, 1578 nt
Organism: Paramuricea clavata
Lineage: Eukaryota; Metazoa; Cnidaria; Anthozoa; Malacalcyonacea; Plexauridae
Source: the annotation of a GenBank genome assembly
AUAGACCAACUUAUUAAAGAAUCUACAAGGCUAACUCCUAAAUCAGCUACACUAAUUGAUUUAAUAUUAACAAAUAGACCAGAAAAUAUUUCCAGAUCAGGUGUCAUUCACCUGGGAAUUUCAGAUUACAGCCUUGUCUACGCUGUGAGAAAAUUUACACUACCGAAAGGAAGGCAAAAAAUUCGUCAGGUUCGUAACUUCAAAAAGUUUGUCGAAAAUGAUUUCAUUCGGGAUGUGUCUCAAUUGCCUUGGGAGAUGGUCUAUCAGUUUGGAGAUCCCAAUUUAUGUUGGCAAGUCUGGAAAUCACUAUUAUUAGAUGCACUUAAUAGACAUGCCCCUCUGCGCCACAAGCGAAUAAGGAAUAACCCUGUCCCAUGGAUUAAUCCUCAAAUUAAAGAACUUAUGAGAAAAAGGGACUAUCACAAAAAAAAGGCCAUAAAAUAUGAUUCGGAGUCACAGUCGGAAUUGUAUAAAACACUACGUAAUGAAGUAAAUAUAAACAUGCGGAAAGCAAAAUCUAAGUACUUUUGUGAUAAAAUCCAGGCAAGCUCUCAAAUGGGAGACAGUAAAAGCGGAUGGGCUUGGAUAAAUUCGCUCUUAGGAAGAAAGCAUAAGAAUGCAAAUAUUAAUGAACUGAAAGUAAAUGAUGAUAUUAUUUCUGAUGAUAAUUCUAUUACUGAAACAUUAAAUGAAUAUUUUAUAAAUAUUGGAAUGAAGAUGGCUGCUGAAUCAGCAUGUCAAAGCACUGAUGCUUUAAAGGAUCAAGUAAUUUAUGAAAGUACUGUGCUUCUUCCUAAAGAAUAUUUUCACUUCGCAGAUAUUACUAUAGAUAGUGUUUCCAAACGCCUACAAAAACUAAAUGUCUCAAAAGCGACAGGUAUGGAUGGAAUAACUGUGAAUAUUUUAAAACUGACAUCAACCCUUAUUGCUCCAUCUAUAACUUUUAUAUUUAACCUAUCGAUUAGAACUGGUAUUUAUAUAGAUGAGUGGAAAUUAGCUAGAGUUAUACCAAUUUACAAAUCUGAGGAUAAGCGUAAAUGCGAAAAUUAUAGACCAAUUUCAAUUCUUCCCAUAAUAAGUAAAAUAUUUGAAGGGGAAGUUUUUACUCAAAUAUAUAGCUUUUUGAAUAACUACAUGCGCUUCUGUCUAAAUUUCAAUCCGGGUUUAGACCAAAACAUGGAACCUUAGGUGCUCUUAUACAAAUGUGUGAUCAAUGGCUACAAGACAUGGAUGAAGGCAAAAUAAAUGGAGUUGUUUUUCUUGAUAUAUGUAAAGCAUUUGACUCGGUGAAUCACGAGAUAUUAUUGGAGAAGCUUAAAACCCAGUUUGGAAUUCACGACAUUGAAUUAAAAUGGUUCCAAUCAUACUUAAGGAAUAGAAAGCAAGUGUGUUCUGUUAAUGAUCAAACUUCUUCUGCAAGAACAAUAAUAUGCGGAAUUCCGCAAGGAUCCAUACUUGGUCCAUUACUGUUUUUGCUAUAUAUUAAUGAUAUGCCUGACAUUUUAGAAAGGACAACCCCAUGUCUUUAUGCCGACGACACUCAGAUAUCUUCCUCUUCGCAUGAUUACGAUACAUUGA